AUGCGUAAAGCUUUCUCCCGGCGGCGAGUCGGCAAAAAGAGCAUUAGCGCGGCCCCGCGGCAACAUGGCAGCGGCACGCCCCGUGCGGCCGCGCCGCCCGCCGGCCGCGCCCGCCCCCGGCCCGCCUCCGGCCACCGCGCCGCGCGCCGCUCACGAGUGCGCGGUUGGGCGGCUGAUCGCUGGCUGGUGUGUGAUGUCGCUGGCGCGGUGACGGGCGGCGUCGGCGAGCUGGGCGCGAGGACGUGGCGCGCGCGUGCGCUGGAUGCGGUAGGGGUGGGUGCGGGCGCGGGCGCAGGCGCUGGGGCGGCGGGCGCGGGCCCGGGCGGCGCCGUGGCGAUGACGGUGCAGCGCGACGAGCGCGACGCGCGCGCGCCGCGCACGCGAUUCAUGAUCACGGACAUCCUCGACGCGGCGCCGAGGGACCUCAGCGCGCACCGGGACUCCGACUCUGACCGGUCGGCCACCGACUCCCCAGGAGUGAAGGAUGACUCGGAUGAUGUGUCGAGUAAGAGUUGCGGCGGCGACACGUCGGGGCUCGCUAAGAAGCAGAGGAAAGCGCGUACUGCUUUCACCGACCACCAGCUGCAGACCCUGGAGAAAUCCUUCGAGAGGCAGAAGUAUCUCAGCGUGCAAGACAGAAUGGAGCUCGCGGCGAAGCUCGGCCUCACGGAUACGCAAGUCAAAACUUGGUAUCAGAACAGGCGGACAAAGUGGAAACGUCAGACCGCCGUCGGACUGGAGCUGUUGGCGGAGGCGGGCAACUACGCGGCGUUCCAGCGCCUGUAUGGCGGGUAUUGGGCGGGGGUUCCCGCGUAUCCAGCGCAGCCGGCACCAGCAGCCGCCGACUUGUACUACAGGCAAGCCGCGGCGACCGCCGCCGCCGCCGCCUCCGCCACCAACACCCUGCAGAAGCCGUUGCCUUACCGGUUAUACCCUGGUGCGCCACUGGCUGGUGUGCCGCCCUUAGGGCUGGGUCUGCCCGGUCCUUCAGCACACCUCGGCUCCCUGGGGGCGCCAGCACUGGGUGCUCUGGGCUACUACGCCCACGCUAGGCGUUCGCCCUCACCUGACGUGGACCCCGGUAGCCCCUUGCCACCCCCACGCUCCCCCAGGGAACCCUCGGUGGAGAGACGCACCGACGACGAGGAAGACGACGAACCCAUACACGUC
Messenger RNA from Iphiclides podalirius (scarce swallowtail), 1170 nucleotides. The record is from the annotation of a GenBank genome assembly. Lineage: Eukaryota; Metazoa; Arthropoda; Insecta; Lepidoptera; Papilionidae.